GCAACACAUCCACACUGCGUGGAGCCCUAUGGGCCACAGAGGCGCUAGGAAAAUCACGGAGCUGGGACCUUACCGCCUCUCUCCCUCUCUCUCUGUCUGUGCUUGGCCGUCAGCGGACUCCUUUCUCUGCACACGUCCUGCUCUCAAAUGUGUGUGCGCACGCGGAUGAGAGAGGAGGAAUAAAAAGUGUGCGUGUGUGAGAGAGUGUGUGUGCGAAAGAGAGAGAGAGAGAGCGUGUCCGGAGCAGAGUAAAGGCAAAGGGGAUUAUUCGGCGCUAUCGAAAUAUUUCAACACGUCGCCCUCGCCGCGCAGGACUGGAGCCAAUAAGAAGGAACCCGUUUUAACAGGAAUGCCGAUAUUGUAAACAGCAGCGGAGGAGAAAAGAAUGCACCCGCAGUCGAUUAAAUGACUCAGCCCUGUUGCUUUAAUUCGACUAAUGUCCGAAAAGCGCAGAGAGAAACAGAGAGGUGUCCCGAUGCGCGUCAACCUCGCAGGGAAAUCGGCGUCGCAGCACUCCUGAAGAUUAAUGGGGAUCAGUUUGGCGUUUUCCUCCACAGACUAGUGAUCGGAACUCACCAGAGGGCUGCCGAGAUUUCCCCCCCUCUACAACUUGUGAGAAACUGUGGAUUUUUGUUUGUGUCGAGCUGAAGGAGGAGUCUUAUUUCCUUUUGUUCUUUCUGUUUGCGUUUUUUCCUCUUUUUUAUUAUUACUAAUAUUUUUGGACUGUUGCGCUUCUGCAGAGUCCACAACAGCUCUAAACAUUUUCCUCAAUCCGAUCUGUUGCCUACAUUUGUUGCCUGCACUUGGAUGAACUUCCUGAUGAGAGAUCCAGUCGUUCAGGGAUCAAGUAUGGCAUAUCAUCCGUUUAUACCUCACCGGGGUCCGGAAUUUGCCAUGAGUGCAAUGCUGGGUCACCAGCCCCCUUUCUUCCCGGCCCUGGCGCUGCCUCCCAGCGGCUCCUUGUCUCUGCCGGGCGCCUUGGGGAAACCGAUCAUGGACCAGCUGAUGGGAGCCGCGGACACCGGCCUCCACUUCUCCUCUCUGGGGCACCAAGCUGCGGCCGCCCACUUGAGGCCUCUGAAGAGUCUGGAGCCUGAGGAGGAGGUGGAGGAUGACCCCAAAGUUCACCUGGAAGCCAAGGAACUUUGGGAACUUUUCCACAAGAAAGGCACCGAGAUGGUGAUCACAAAAUCCGGAAGGCGCAUGUUCCCUCCCUUCAAAGUGAGGUGUACCGGUCUGGACAAAAAGGCCAAAUAUAUUCUCCUGAUGGAUAUAGUUGCAGCCGACGACUGCAGGUACAAGUUCCACAACUCCCGCUGGAUGGUGGCAGGAAAGGCCGACCCUGAAAUGCCAAAGAGGAUGUACAUUCACCCGGACAGUCCGGCGACUGGGGAACAGUGGAUGUCAAAGGUCGUCAAUUUCCACAAGCUCAAGCUGACGAACAACAUCUCCGACAAGCACGGAUUUGUAAGUUCUACUAAUACCAUUCUGAACUCCAUGCACAAAUAUCAGCCACGGUUUCACAUCGUGAGGGCCAACGAUAUUCUCAAGCUGCCUUACAGCACCUUCAGGACCUACGUUUUUCCUGAAACCGACUUCAUCGCCGUGACUGCUUAUCAGAACGACAAGAUUACGCAGCUGAAAAUCGAUCAUAAUCCGUUUGCCAAAGGAUUCCGUGACACCGGCAAUGGAAGACGGGAAAAGAGGAAACAGCUGGCUCUGCAGUCCAUGCGCUCCUACGAGGAGCAGCAGAAAAAGGAGAACGGCGCUUCAGACGACUCCUCCGGUGAGCAGGCCUCCUUUAAGUGCUUCGCCCAGGCCUCCUCCCCCGCCGUGUCGACGGUGGGCCCCCCACACCUGAAAGAUUUCUGCGACAGCGACGAUGACAGCGACGAUGAGAGCAAAGACGGACACAACAAAGACGGUCCGGACUCCAGCAAGAUCUCCACAACCACGGGGGACGGGAAGGAUCCCGAGGCCAGCCCCGCUAAGGGCCACGCCUUCAGCGGCAGCGACUCCAACGGCAGGAUCCGCGACAGCGGGCCGAGAACUGAGAAAAGCCAAGCGGACUCGCGGCAGAGUCCCAUCACGGUCAUCUCCAGCACCACGCGCUCUGGAGAAGAGCUGAAGAGCCCGAGCCUGGACCAGCCCAAAACGGACGAAUGUAGGUCAAUAAGCAAGGACAGCUUCAUGCCUUUGACUGUUCAGACCGACAGCGCGCACAUGGGCCACAACCACUUGCAUAACUUCGGAUUCCCACCGGGCCUGACAGGACAGCAGUUUUUUAACCACCUCGGGGGCGCGCAUCCGUUCCUGUUGCAUCCCGGUCAGUUCAACAUGGGCGGUGCGUUCUCGAACAUGGCCGCAGGCAUGGGACCCCUGCUGGCAGCGGUGUCCUCUGGAGGGGUGAGCACCAUGGACACUAGCAGCAUGGCAUCGCCGCCGCAGAGCCUGGCGGGGGCGCAAGGCCUGCCCUUUCAUCUGCAGCAGCAUGUCUUGGCAUCACAGGGCAUCGCAAUGUCUCCAUUUGGUAGUCUGUUCCCAUAUCCCUACACUUACAUGGCUGCAGCCGCGGCUGCCUCAUCCGCCGCCUCUUCGGUGCACCGACACCCGUUCCUGAACGCAGUGCGUCCCCGACUCAGGUACAGCCCGUACUCCCUCCCCAUGACGGUACCGGACAGCACUCUUCUCACCACAGCCAUGCCUUCCUUGGUGGCCGGAGGCGAUCUGAAAUCGGACGGCCUGGUUCCUGCCAGCCCCGUGUCUGCUGUCACUCUGGAUUCCACAUCGGAGGUGACCAGCCACUCGUUGUCCUCCGGCUCCGUGUCCACGUCCCCCAAAACGUGCACUGAGAAGGACUCCGCCAACGAGCUGCAGAGCAUCCAGCGCUUGGUUAGUGGACUGGACUCGAACCAGGACAGGCCCAGGAGCGGUUCUCCGUGAGAAGGUCUGAAGUUCUGCCUCUUUGAAUGACGAUGGGAGACAAAAACAGGAGGAUGCGGACGGAAUCCUGCAGGUUUUUAAAAGAAAAAAACAAAAAAGCUAAAAACGUGAACAAUUUUAGUUUCUGAUAUGCACUUUGUUUAACACACAUUAAAUAUUGUUUCUUUUUCUUUCUUUUCUCUCGUUUUUCCCUUGUUUUUGUUAAAUUAAACAACAUUUGUUAGAUAUCAUUUGAAUACCGUACAAGUAUUGAAACUGAGACGUUGGCGUGGCGUGACGCACAGAUCAGGAGACGCUGCUUGUCCUGUCAGGAGAAACGAGCCUCCGUGGUUGAAAAUAUGCACUCUGAAUAAAAUUUGAAAUCACUCGUUCAACAUACCUUUCAAAGACUGCUGUAUUAUCUCGUUGAGUUAAUUGGAUAUCGAUAAUUGCAUGCCCUCUUGGAAAAAUAAACUUAUUUUACCACUAAAAUGUAAAAAAGGGGAGGAAAUAUUUGCAUACAUUUCGUUUUUAUUUAUUUUAAAACUUUUUUUUCUUUGUUUAUUUGGAAACAUAAAAAAGUUCCUGGACGAAACUAUAAGCAUGCGUAAUUUCACCCAAACAGGCAAAGGGAAGCAGAAAGUUAAACGUUGAGAGAAAACAUGGAAAGAAAACGAGAGGUAGCAUUGAUCAUCGUGUAAAUAUGAAUAUAUAAAAGUAUUUAUGUAAUUAUUUCAUAUUGUUAUUGCGUGUAAAUACGACGGAGUAGUUUGUUUUUAGGGAUUUGUUCUUAAUUUAUUCUCGAUAUACUUGUGUAAAGAUCUGUGGACUAUUACCCUCUUUUUUUUGUUUGUUUGUUUGUUUAUAUUCUCAUCAAAUUACGGAUAAAUUCUCCUCAGAUUUCCGCAGAUAUUCACCCUCAUGUGCCAUUGUAUUUUCACUCGUUCCUGUGUGAGAAGUGCUACUGUUUGAAAUGGAAAAGAGACAAACGCACUGCUGCACCCAUGGCUUGAAAAUAAAAAGAAAACAACUCUUUUCAUUCUGUUUUUAUUUUUAUUUUUUGAGAAGUGUUGAAGUGUGAAAAAAACGUUUUACCUGUUUUAAAAUAUGUUGCGAACUUAAUUGUUAAAGUGCCGCAUAAUCGAAAAUAUGAAGGUUCCUUUAUUUUUCUGCGUGUUUCUUAAGUUGUCUGUGGGUUCUGUUGUAUUGGAGUUCUGUCUAGUUUACAACAUCGGCAUUGUGUUCUUGAAAAAUUUCAAUAAAACAUUGAAAUGCUGCUUCUCA
Nothobranchius furzeri (turquoise killifish) is the source of this 4206-nucleotide messenger RNA. It is a transcript of the gene tbx3a, whose product is annotated as T-box transcription factor 3a. Gene Ontology annotation, molecular function: DNA-binding transcription factor activity, RNA polymerase II-specific; RNA polymerase II cis-regulatory region sequence-specific DNA binding. Gene Ontology annotation, cellular component: nucleus. Gene Ontology annotation, biological process: regulation of transcription by RNA polymerase II; positive regulation of DNA-templated transcription; cell fate specification. Lineage: Eukaryota; Metazoa; Chordata; Actinopteri; Cyprinodontiformes; Nothobranchiidae. The record is from RefSeq and is a predicted model, not a curated record.